This is a messenger RNA of Strongylus vulgaris, 288 nucleotides long. NCBI's taxonomy places the organism in Eukaryota, Metazoa, Nematoda, Chromadorea, Rhabditida, Strongylidae. The record is from the annotation of a GenBank genome assembly.
AUGGUCGAGCUGAAAACCAAGACUUUCGGAUUUUUCAACUACAAAUACAUAAGGCCACAAUAUCACAUUGAAGAGUUCCGCAGUGAUGAGAAGCAUAGCAACAAAUAUGAUGAUGAUGCUUUUACAUCUAGUGGAAGAAAUGCCAAACAUGGAGAAUACCAUGAUGAGGGACACGACAGCUUUGCCAGGAAACAUGAUGCACAUGGCAAUCACAAGGCCUUCUUCGACUCAGAUGAAGAAGAUUAUGGUUUCAAGGAAAUGACUUACGAUGCAGGUUAUGGUGCGUAA